Messenger RNA from Salvia miltiorrhiza (redroot sage), 1627 nucleotides. Its product is annotated as transcription initiation factor TFIID subunit 15. The coding region runs from base 224 to 1372 and encodes 382 amino acids. The transcript has 8 exons. The record is from RefSeq and is a predicted model, not a curated record. Gene Ontology annotation, molecular function: RNA binding. Lineage: Eukaryota; Viridiplantae; Streptophyta; Magnoliopsida; Lamiales; Lamiaceae.
CUGAUGUAAAUGGAAUUACGUUUGUGUCCCAGGGUAUAUUUGCGAUUGACUCGAUCCCUUCGCGGCCAAAAAUCCCCAUUCUUUCCUCAUCUAUCUCAACCGGCAGUGAACCUGCGACGGCGGCGGCGCCACACCGGAGAAAUCAGUUGGGGUGGUUGAUAGAGUGGUGAUUUGGUGCUUGAAUUAUUGUUGUGGUGGCGGUGCUUCAUGAAUUUGGAGCGGAAUGGCCAACUAUUCUGGAAAAGGGGCGCCGACGAACGGGUCUGUUUAUGUUUGUAACUUACCUCCCGGUACUGAUGAGACAAUGUUGGCCGAGCACUUCGGCACUAUUGGCUUGCUGAAGAAAGACAAACGAACCGGGCGUCCAAAGAUAUGGCUAUACCAUGAUAAAGUGACAAAUGAGCCCAAAGGAGAUGCCAUGGUCACUUAUGAGGAUCCACAUGCUGCACUGGCUGCUGUUGAAUGGUUUAACAACAAAGAUUUCCAUGGAGCCACAAUUGGAGUCUGUAUGGCAGAGUCAAAGAAUAAGGAUGACACCACAAAUCAUGUUGGUGACCAAGCUGUUGUUACUGAUGUCAAUGAUUUGGAGGAAGCAUCCGUUGAUGUGAGUGAUGGGGGUGGAAGAGGUAGAGGUCGAGGAGAUGCUGGGGGGAAGCCAUGGCAACAAGAUGGAGAUUGGUUGUGCACGAAUACAAGUUGUGGCAAUGUGAACUUUGCAUUUCGAGGUGUGUGCAACCGCUGUGGAACUGCACGCCCUGCCGGAGCCUCUGGUGGAGGAGCAGCAGGUGGGGGUCGAGGAAGGGGUCGUGGUAAUAGUGAUGCAGGAGGGCCUGCCCGUGGAGCUGGUGCUGCUGGAGGAGGACUUUUUGGUCCAAAUGAUUGGCCUUGUCCAAUGUGUGGAAAUAUUAAUUGGGCAAAGCGCACAAAAUGUAACAUCUGCAAUACCAAUAAGCCUGGAACUAGCGAGGGAGGUGUGAGAGGGGGACGCGGUGGAGGCUACAAAGAGCUGGAUGAAGAAGAGAUAGAAGAGACAAAAAGGCGCCGACGAGCGGCCGAAGAAGAUGAUGGUGAAAUGUAUGAUGAGUUUGGCAAUCUUAAGAAAAAGUUCCGUGCAAAAACACAAGCUGAAACAACUCAGGCUGUUCCUGGAGUUGGGCGUGCAGGAUGGGAGGUCGAGGAACUAGGUGACAAGGAUAAAAGAGAGAGAAGCAAGGAUAGGGGAAGAGAUCGUGACGAUAGGGAGAGGGACAGGCAUAGAAGUAGUAGAGAUCAUGAUAGGCACAGAGAUAGAGAUCGAGGUUAUGAGUAUGAUCGAGACCGAGACUACGGUCGGGAACGAGAGCGUGAUAGAGACCGUGGGAGGUACCGUUGAAUAUAUUGGCUUCUGGGAGUGUGUGUGCCUAUUCUCUUUUGUAUGGAUGGUGAUGGUUGCCAUUUUGGACCUUGUAUUAUGCUUAUUCAUGAUUUCGGCCUUACUGCUUACUUGCUUGUAUUCAAAAGUAACAGAAAAAAUGUGUGGUUCUGUAAUGGAAAGAUGAUCGAAUUUUGGUUGCAGACUGGAAGAAACUGCUGGAUUUCAGCUCGUACCAUCAUCUCGAAUUCCAAAUUACCCUUAAAUUUCUUCAAA